UUUGCACCUCAUCAUCUUUUACUCAAACCGAAAGAUACAGAACGCAGCAUUAAAGGCUCAGGAAAAUUGGCUCUGUGCGCGUUACUUCCUUGACGAGCCAAGGCGCGGAAAGCAGCGACUUGCCAGGGAUGAAGUCACCGUUGUGAUCAGAUGCCUCUGCCCGGUCUCGUUCAUCCGGCCACGCGAGCCCCUCCCGCGCUGGGCGCUGCCGACCCCUGGCCGCUGACCCCUGCCCGGGAGGAUCCUCUGUGUGGCCGCCUGGAACCGAGAGGUGCGGGCAGGGCCCGGGAGGGCGGGACGCGGCGGCGGGCGGGGUCCCCUAUAACAGGCGGGCGCCUCCCUUCGGGCAGCGUCCCUCCCUGGCGCUGCCCGCAGCCGCGGAGGCUCCGCAGUGCGCCUUGGCCCUGGAGCGCCGAGUCCUCUCCGAGCGCACCGACACCUCGCGGGCUGGCGAGGAGGAGGCUGAAGCUGCAGCCAGCUGCCACAGGAGGGCAGGGCAGGGCAGGGCCGGCCAGCGCAGCGUCCCUGGAGCUGCUGGCAGAUAUGCUGGGGCCCCUGAGGGUCACAGUUGGACAGAGGGAGCCUGAAGAUGUGAGUAAGAAAGACUUGGAUAACGACACAGCUGCUAACUCUGUGAUUGUUGAGGACAUCACAAAGGAUAAACAGGAGGAAAUGCCUGAGAUGAUCGAACAGAUUCCUUCUUCAGAAAGCCACUCAGAAAAAAUGACACGACCUACUGAGGCUAAUGAUGUUGGAGAGCCCCACGCGGAGGAGACGGAAGAGGCAGCAGCCAGAGAGGGUGAAGGGAAACAGUCUGUCGAGAAGGCGGAAGACACCCUGAAGCACCAGCAAAGUGACACAGAAAUUCCUCUCACAGCCGAGUCUGGUCAAGCAGCAGCAGAAGGCAAAGAUGAAGCAGAAACAACCCAAGAAAAGGAGGCUCCCAAGCCUCCAGAGUCUCCCACCAGCCCGAUCGCCAGUGAGACUACAUCGACCUUCAAGAAAUUCUUCACCCAAGGAUGGGCUGGUUGGCGAAAAAAGACCAGUUUUAGAAAGCCAAAGGAGGAUGAACUGGAAACUUCUGAGAAGAAAAAGGAACAAGAGCCAGUAAAGGCAGACACGGAGGAAAAUGAGAAGGCAGAAGAUGCCUCUGAGCAGCCCCCAGCUUCUGAGCAGCUCCAGAAGCCCGGGGAAGGUGCGGACGAGGCCAGAUUAUCAGCUGACUACGAGAAGGUGGAGCUGCCUUUGGAAGAUCAAGUCGAUGGUGUGCAGGGCCCUCCUGCAGAGAAAUGUGCUCCAUUGGCAACAGAAGUAUUUGAUGAAAAAAUAGAAACCCACCACGAAGUUGUUGCUGAAGUCCACGUCAGCAGUACAGAGAAGAAAGCAGAGGAACAAGAAGCAGAUGUGGGAGAAGUAGAAGUGUUGUCAUCUGAAAAACUGCUGGAAACAAAUGCUCAGGAAGCUCAGGAAGCAGAACUCGCCGAGGCACUGGAAAAGACCAAAGAAGUUCCUGCCUCUGGAGGGGACCACGCCCGGCCAACAGAGCUGAGUACGGAAGAAAAGGUGUUACCCAAACACCCUGAGAGCAUCGUGAGUGAGGUGGCCUUGCUGUCAUCACAAGACAGAGUCAAGGUGCAGGGAAGCCCCUUGAAAAAACUGUUCUCCAGCACUGGCUUAAAGAAGCUGUCUGGGAAGAAGCCGAAGGGGAAGCGAGGAGGAGGCGGAGGGGGAGAUGAAGAGGCAGGGGAGAACAAUCAGGGUGCGGCAGAGUCUCCGGAUAGUGCGGAUGAGCAGAAGGGCGAGAGCUCUGCCUCGUCCCCAGAAGAACCUGAGGAGAUCACGUGUCUGGAGAAAGGGGUUCCAGAGGGGCACCUAGAAGGCGAGGCUGAAGAAGGAGCUACUUCUGAUGGAGAGAAAAAGCGAGAAGGCGUUACUCCCUGGGCAUCUUUCAAAAAGAUGGUGACACCCAAGAAGCGUGUGCGAAGGCCUUCUGAAAGUGAUAAGGAAGACGAGCUGGACAAGUUGGACAAGGUCAAGAGUGCCACCUUGUCUUCUACGGAGAGUGCGGCCUCUGAAAUGCAAGAAGAAAUCAAAGGCGCUGGGGAAGAGCCGAAGCCCGAGGAGCCGAAGCGCAAAGUGGACACUUCGGUGUCUUGGGAGGCAUUGAUUUGUGUGGGGUCAUCCAAGAAAAGAGCAAGGAAAGCAUCCUCCUCUGAUGAGGAGGGAGGACCAAAAAUGAUGGCAGGGGAUGGCCACAAAACAGAGGAGACUGCCAGAGACAAAGAAGCCAGAACCGACUCUGUCCCUGCUGGCACCCAGGAGCCAGAUCAAGUGCAAGGAAGCUCCUCCCCUGAGCCUGCAGGCAGCCCCUCUGAAGGGGAGGGUGUGUCCACCUGGGAGUCAUUUAAAAGAUUGGUGACCCCAAGGAAAAAACCCAAGUCAAAACAGGAAGAGAAAAACGAAGACACCUGUGUGGAGCAUUCAGCUUUAGAUGUUGAACCUGGGAAGGAAGAAUCUUGGGUUUCAAUUAAGAAGUUUAUCCCUGGACGGCGGAAGAAAAGGUCAGACGGGAAACAAGACCAGGCCGCUGCUGGAGACACAGGGCCCGCAGAAGGCAACGAGGAGGACUCCGAUGUCCCGUCUGUCGUGCCUCUGUCCGAGUAUGACGCUGUGGAAAGGGAGAAGAUGGAAGCUCAGCGAGCGCCCCCAAGCGAAGCAGAGUCCGUGUCCGAAGAGCUCAGCAAGAAUCUGGCUCCUUGUGCGGCAGUGGCUGCUGCCGAUGGGAUAAGGGCAGUUACUAAUGUGGAAGAACGGUCUCCUUCAUGGAUAUCUGCCUCCGUGACGGAGCCUCUUGAACAAGCGCAAGAUGAAGCCACACCAGUAACUGGGGAGAUGGCUGAAAGUGAAGUCACUGCUGAAGAAACCGCUGUGGCCACCGAGACUGUGUCCGAGGGCAGGGAGGUCCCCGAUGACACCAUCACUAGUGAAGUGGGAUUAACUCCUGAGGCUGUGACUGCUGCAGAAACCACAGAGAUGGUGUCUGCAGUCUCGCAGCUAACUGACUCCCCGAACACCACGGAGGAAGCCACUCCCGUGCAGGAGGUGGAAGGCGGUGGGCCAGAUGCCGAAGAGCAGGAGCGGCAGACUCAGGCUGUCUUACAGGCAGUUGCAGAAAAAGUAAAAGAGAAGUCACGGCUGCCUGACAGCAUUGGGGCUGAAGGUGUGACUCUGCUGACUGUGCAGAGAGCAGAACCCAAAGCCCUAGAGAAAGUGGAGGAGGCAGAAGACUCUGUAGCACCAGGGCCGAAGGAAGAGAUGGAUGCAGCGAUGAGAGUAACAGUACAAGAAACUAAAACUGAGCAUUUUACACUAGGACAGGUAGCAGCCCAGGCUGCCCCUGAGAGCUCUGAGGAAGGUCCUCAAGUCAUGGCGAGUGUACCCAGAGGGCUGGUAACCAUGGGCCAAUCUGAGCCCUUAGCUGAGGUGCAGGCCUCUGAGCAGCCUCUUCUCCCUGACUCAGCAGAUACCCUGACAGACAGCGAGACCAACGGAAGCACCCCUGUGGCAGAUGUUGAGGUGCUAGAGAAAAUGCAGCAAGAUGAGGUCAUGGUCGGGCAAGAGGACAGUGCAGCUGUGUCUGGUCCCCAGUCACAGGUUGCAGAGGCAGCUCCUGCUCAGAAAGCAGGACCUUCCGCACCACCUGCAUUUCAAUCCCAGGAAAAAUGUAAAGAACAAUUAAAGCCUGAAGGAGUUCUAGAACAUGUGGAUCAAGAGCUGUCAGUGGAGGCUGCACCCAUACUGUCCAAGACUGAGGUGAUUGAAGAGGCCCGCCAGCUUGCUGAUGGGGAACACGAAGACAGACCUACACAGGUAGCCAGUCAGGAAAAGACCCCUGAGGUUCCCCUUCGAGGUGAAUUAAUUGAAGGAGCAGAAUUUCAGCAGAUCGGUACCACAGAACUCCAGAGUCCAGGCCCCGAAGAGGGAGAGAGGGUAGCUCAGGUAGAAAAGGAGAAAACGGAUGCAAAGGCAGUACAAGGCAGGGAAGAGGAAGAAGAAGCUGAGCCAAAAUCAAUCGAAGGGCUCGGCCAGAAACUAGUCCAGUUGGCUGACGUGCUCAUCACAGACCAGGAGAAGGAACCAAGCGAUUUACAAGGGAGCUGUUCUCCUCCACCUCCAGGUCAAGAGGAGAAGACUACAUGCCAAGGUCAGAGCCCUGAGGUCUCAGUGACUGUCACAGCUGCUGUAGUGGAGGAGGAGGGGUUAGGAGAAACUGGCCAGAUUUCAGAAACCUCUGAUGCUUCAGAGCCUGCAGGUGCACGUUUAGAACCAGCAGAGGGGUCCUCUGGAAAGGAUGCUCUAGCUGUGGGGCCUGAGCCUCAGGCAGAAUCAGAACCAGUAAUAACGCUGGCCACUCCUGAGAAAGACUUGCUUUCGGGCCUGGGGGGAGAGGAAAGCGCAUUUCAGAAACAGAAAGGGGACAGAGAGGAAGGACAGAUUUGCUCUCUCGAAGCCGCAGUGAGCCCAGCAGCAGAGGGCAGUCCCAAGGCUGAAAGUCAGAUCUUAGAGCUCGAGACUGAGAGCAGUAAAUUAGUGCAAAACAUAAUCCAGACAGCCGUGGACCAGUUUGCCCGGACCGAGGAAGCAGCAGUGUCUGAAGCGUUUCCAUGUGACACAGUGAUGGAGGCCUCCCAAGUGCCAGCCGACAGCCAGGGCGUCAGACAGAAACCUGUGGGAGAAGUCAGAGCACAGCAGAUGACUGUGCAGGAUCAGACUCUGACCGUCACCACCCCCCCUGAGUCCAAGCUCCCCACUGAUGCACCCGAGCUUUCUGACAUUGCCAAAGACGUGAAUGGAACUUCAGAAAAGACCCUGACAGUUGAGGUUGGAAGUUUUGGUGUACAUGAGCAACAUUUGGAAGAGGUGUUGCCCCCAGGCACUGCAGAGGGCGAUGACAGCUGUGCCAAGUCAGGAGAAAGAAUAGACAAGUUGCCGCUUGACUCCAAAGAUGACCAGAAGGGGGACGUCACUCAGGAACUGGAGGAUCCAAAUGCAGCCCUGGCAGACACCGAGGCUCUGGGUGGCGGCACCAAGGAGUCCCCAGACACCAACGGACCAAAACUAACAGAGGAGGAAGCAGGAGCUCAGGGAGCAAAGGUGUACCGGGAGUCGGAGAAGAGCAUCAAACCCCAAGUGGAGGAGGAGCAGCAGAAACCGGAGGGGGAGCUGGCAGAACCCUGAGGCCUUGUUUCAUGCCGUGUAUAUUUGCAAGACCAGAAUGUGAAGACAAGUCAUGAAAGAAUAUGCUGCUGCUGAAACUCGAAACCAAUAUUUAGAACUUUGAGAACCAGAGAGCGGGCCCACCUACUGAUCUCACGUCCAGUGCUCCCCAACAAUCCUGAGGCUUCAUCAGGAGCUAUAGUCGUCUAACAUUGCCUUUUUUUUCAAGACUUUACUUUCCCUUGAUUCCAUAUGAUCUUUCUGAAUUGAGGUCCUAAAUUCUUGACCUGGAACUGGAGUUGGCAAAACUUUCUCAAACUGGAGUGUCGUUCUUCAUGUAUUUAUAUGUAUUUUGAGUAAUCCUCUUUAUCUAUUGUAUAUUUUUUCAUAGUGUUUAACUACGGGCAUAUGCAGCAUAGUACUUACCUUUCUUUACCACACAGUAUGUGACAGGGCGUGCAGCUGUGAUAGGCCCCGGGAAGUUUAAAGCCUCAGUUAAUACCUGUGAAAAACAGCUUCCAAGCAAUAGCAUUCCUGGUGAGAAGGUACAGUUCUUACUCUAAAAAAUUCACUAAAGCUUAGGUCCAUGCUUAGUGUAGUACUCAGAAACUGACCACUUUCCUAUUAUGCACAGUGAGCUAAAAAUAAAAAACAUUUUGAAACACUCAGAAUGUUCCACUGUUACUGUGAAUUUUUUCUUUUAGUCCAGUGAAGUUGGAAGGAAGUUUCUUUUUCACUAGCAGAUGAGUCUUGCUAAGUCUUUCCUCCUAACUGUUACAUGGUGGUUUGGACAGAUUAGUGCGUUCAACUCUGGGGCAGCAUAGUGAAGUGUUUUUCAUGUUACAUAGAAAAGAACUGCCUAGUGUAAGUUUUUGAUUCUGCUCUUAUAUGCUGGACCGCAUUCGCUCACAGAAUGAAGCAAGUCCCUUUCUUUACCAAUGGUAUUUUGAUAGAUACUGGAUUGAGUCUGUGUCAUACUUGUGCCCUUUCUUUUAAGACCAAUGUUGGGUUAUGUCAUUUGGAUAAACUGUGAUUUAACAACUGAUUUAAAUAAAAAACAUGCUUUCACUUAGGUUUGCUGGUUUUAUUAGGUACUAGGAAGUGAGGACUUAAUGUCUAUUGUAUUAGAGUAGAUAACGAUGGACUGGGAUGGCCAAUAUGAAACUUCCUAAUGUAGACACUCUGCAAAUUGAGAACCCAGUUACUUUAUUCUGGGUUGAGUCCGAUUUUCAGUUGAGAGGAAGCCAUGGGACAGAUGCGUUUUCAAAGUGAAUCGCCAGCUUUUCAGAUACUUUGAGUACAGUUCUACAUGUGGUAAUUCCUGAAAAAGUCAGUUUUCCCUGAUUAUAUUUCUGGUUUCAAAUAACGUGUCUAGAAAGAAAGUUUUAAGAAGGUUUAAUAGUAAACAUUCUUUGCGAAGAUAACAUGAUCUUGGAAAAAACCUUUAAGUGUCCAUGUGAUGAAUCUGCUAAAAAUUAAAGGAUUAUGUCACACAAUUGUUACUCAAAAACCAGGUAGUCUACCAUAAAGUUACACGUAUUUCACAAAGAGAACUGGCCUGGUAAAGCUUAAGUUUGAUUUAACCUCAGUACUCCAGCUUGAGAAUUUAAAAUACAAUUGCCAGUUAAUGACUGUUACAAGCAUGAUAUUCAAAAAAGCCUAUUUUUAGUGGGAAAAAACUUGUUAUUAAAAUUCAAAGUAGUUUCCCUUAUGUUACCAAACCUGUCUACAUCAAUAAUUGGCCAAGCUAAUAAAAUGCCACGUGAUACCAGUGAGUGAUCUUGUAGUCAGAAAACUGAAUUUAACAUUCUUCCAGAAGUUAUUUAUUUUAAAAUUACCUAAUAGCCACCUUGUGUAAGUAUUAAAUGUUGAAAUACUGAAGGUGUGGUGACGCACGCCCUUUGUAAUGCCAGCUAUUCCAGAGGCUGAGGGAGGACUAUCUCAGAAAGGGCUGCAGAGGACCCCUAGGUUCAAUUGUUUUCAAAAACUUACCAGAUUUAAGCUCCCCCCUGCUUUGGAACAUGAGAAACCCAACUGCUGAGUCAGUUUCUGAAGAUCAGUAAGUAUUUGGAGAUGACGACAAAUGUAAGACAUUCAUACCAACUAACUUAUUCCCUGUGACAGGAAUAGCGCUCUGCUUUGAACAGAUUAAAUGUGCAAUUGUCCCCUCUUGUUGCCACCUAUCUCCAAGGGGCUAGUCCUCAUGGUGGCCUUUCCAGCUGCUUCAUGGCUGUGCUCUCUGUACCUGACGUGCCCUGGGUCGCUUCCAUACAAGCUGAACAUCUAGACCUGUUCAGUCGUGGUGUUUCAUUAAGAACGACACCAACAGUAGCCUGAAAACGCAAUUCUAUUUUGUAAUUCUAAAGCUGCUGUUAAUUUAUGAGCAUAAUCAAAUGUAAACUACAGACGUCGGAGCAAAGUGCCUCAAUUUUGCAAUUUUUGGCAUUACUGUGGAACCCUGUACAAUAGAAAGCAAUGCUGCGAGACUUGUAAACUCUUGUUACUUCUUGUACUUGAGGAAUACAAAUGUUCUCCCUCAGGUUAUUUUGCUUACUGGUACCCAUGAGUUGCCUCUCUGUACAUAGAUCCUUGGUUCCAAUAUUUUCCUUUGAUGUUUGGAACUGCGGAUAGUCAGGGGCUGGAGAUUUUAGCUUUCAAUGUAAGCUUCAAGCCUAGCAGUUACCUCUACUCCAAGAUAAUAUUUGAUUCCUCGUGCUGUUUGGGGCCAAUUUUCAUUAAAUAAAAUACAGUGUAAUUAAA
This is a messenger RNA of Cavia porcellus (domestic guinea pig), 7977 nucleotides long. RefSeq names its product A-kinase anchoring protein 12 (gene Akap12). The record is from RefSeq and is a predicted model, not a curated record. The transcript is spliced from 3 exons. Lineage: Eukaryota; Metazoa; Chordata; Mammalia; Rodentia; Caviidae. Gene Ontology annotation, biological process: regulation of protein kinase C signaling; signal transduction. Gene Ontology annotation, molecular function: protein kinase A binding; calmodulin binding. Bases 151 to 5238 code for a protein of 1695 amino acids. Gene Ontology annotation, cellular component: cytoplasm.